This is a messenger RNA of Calypte anna (Anna's hummingbird), 2897 nucleotides long. RefSeq names its product Rho GTPase activating protein 42 (gene ARHGAP42). The coding region runs from base 242 to 2866 and encodes 874 amino acids. Gene Ontology annotation, biological process: signal transduction. The record is from RefSeq and is a predicted model, not a curated record. Gene Ontology annotation, molecular function: protein binding; GTPase activator activity. Gene Ontology annotation, cellular component: cytoplasm. The transcript has 24 exons. NCBI's taxonomy places the organism in Eukaryota, Metazoa, Chordata, Aves, Apodiformes, Trochilidae.
GUGACAGCCACCGGAGCGCGCCGCCUGCGCGUCUGCCUCGCCGCCGGCCCGGCGGGCGCUGAGGGGGCCGGCGCAGAGGGUCAGGAGUCUCUACGGGGAGGCGGAGUGGGGCGGCAGCCACAUCUCGGCUCUCCUCUUCCCCAGUUUCCCCUCUGCCCGCACUACCGUCUCUCGGCGCGGUCCUCCUGCAGCCACCCGCCCCUUUGCCGCUGGCCGGGGGGCUGCGGCCGCCGCCGCUGCCAUGGGGCUGCCCACGCUGGAGUUCAGCGACUCCUACUUGGACAGCCCGGAUUUCAGGGAGCGCCUGAAGUGUCACGAGAUCGAGCUGGAGAGGACGAACAAGUUCAUCAAGGAGCUGAUUAAGGACGGCAGCCUCCUCAUCGGAGCCCUGCGGAAUUUAUCAAUGGCAGUGCAAAAAUUUUCACAGUCUUUACAAGAUUUCCAGUUUGAGUGUAUUGGAGAUGCUGAAACUGAUGAUGAAAUUAAUAUUGCCCAGUCACUGAAAGAGUUUGCUCGGCUCCUGAUUGCUGUUGAAGAGGAGAGGAGACGACUGAUCCAGAAUGCUAAUGAUGUGCUAAUAGCACCACUGGAGAAGUUUCGUAAAGAGCAAAUAGGAGCAGCAAAAGAUGGGAAGAAGAAGUUUGACAAGGAAAGUGAGAAAUAUUACUCCAUCCUUGAGAAGCACUUAAAUUUAUCAGCAAAGAAGAAAGAAUCUCAUUUGCAAGAUGCAGAUACACAGAUUGACAGAGAACAUCAAAACUUUUAUGAAGCAUCAUUAGAGUAUGUUUUUAAAAUUCAAGAAGUACAAGAGAAAAAGAAAUUCGAAUUUGUUGAACCUCUCUUGGCCUUUCUUCAAGGAUUAUUUACAUUUUACCAUGAAGGUUAUGAACUGGCUCAGGAAUUUGCACCAUACAAGCAGCAGCUGCAGUUCAAUUUGCAGAAUACCCGAAAUAACUUUGAAAGCACCAGGCAGGAAGUGGAGAGACUGAUGCAAAGAAUGAAAUCAGCCAACCAAGAUUACAGACCACCAAGUCAAUGGACAAUGGAAGGCUAUCUCUAUGUGCAGGAGAAACGACCUCUUGGAUUUACAUGGGUAAAACAUUACUGCACUUAUGAUAAAGGAACAAAAACAUUUACAAUGAGUAUAGCUGAAACAAAAUCUGGUGGAAAAGUGAAUGGCCUUGUCACAAGCUCACCAGAAAUAUUCAAGCUAAAAUCUUGCAUCAGGAGAAAGACGGACUCAAUUGACAAACGUUUCUGUUUUGAUAUUGAAGUAUUUGAGAGACCUGGAAUCAUCACACUCCAAGCUUUUUCAGAAUCGAACCGAAAACUUUGGCUCGAAGCUAUGGAUGGAAAGGAACCAAUCUACACACUGCCAGCCAUUAUUAGCAAGAAGGAAGAAAUGUUCUUAAAUGAAGCAGGUUUCAACUUUGUGAGGAAAUGUAUUCAUGCUGUGGAAACAAGAGGUAUUACAAUUCUGGGACUGUAUAGAAUAGGUGGUGUAAACUCCAAGGUGCAAAAGCUGAUGAAUACUGUAUUUUCCCCUAAAUCUCCUCCUGAUAUGGAUAUUGAUAUGGAACUUUGGGACAAUAAAACAAUAACAAGUGGAUUAAAAAACUACCUCAGGUGUCUUUCAGAACCACUGAUGACUUUCAAGCUGCACAAAGAUUUCAUUGUAGCUGUUAAGUCAGAUGAUCAGAACUACAGAGUUGAGGCAGUGCAUGCACUUGUACAUAAGUUACCAGAGAAGAACAGAGAGAUGCUGGACAUCCUUAUCAAGCACUUGGUCAAGGUAUCGUUACACAGUCAGCAAAAUCUAAUGACUGUAUCCAACCUUGGUGUUAUCUUUGGACCAACUCUGAUGAGAGCCCAAGAAGAAACCGUGGCUGCUAUGAUGAACAUUAAGUUUCAGAAUAUCGUCGUGGAAAUUCUGAUAGAACAUUAUGAAAAGAUAUUUCACACUGCACCAGACCCCAAUAUUCCUCUUCCCCAACCUCAGUCCCGGUCAGGUUCAAGAAGGACAAGAGCAAUCUGUCUCUCCACAGGUUCACGUAAACCCAAAGGAAGAUACACACCAUGUCUAGCAGAUCCUGACAGUGACUCCUACAGCAGCAGCCCAGACAGCACUCCUAUGGGCAGCAUUGAAUCUCUCUCCUCUCACUCCUCUGAGCAGAACAGCAGUACCAAAUGUGCACCCUCACAACCCAGGGAGAAAUCAGGAGGGAUUCCAUGGAUUGCCUCCGCCCCAUCUUCUAAUGGCCAGAAGAGUUUAGGCCUCUGGACUACAAGCCCAGAAUCCUCAUCGAAGGAGGAUGCAACCAAAACAGAUGUGGAGUCAGACUGCCAAAGUGUAGCUUCUGUCACUGGACCAGAGCACAACUUUCCACCAACAGACCUUACCAAAAAGAGUUCUUACAGUCUGUCUGGGUUGAAAAGGUCUUCUGCCUCUUCCCUCAGAUCAAUUCCAUCAGCUGAAGGUAACAAAAGCUGCAGUGGAUCUAUACAGAGCUUAUCUUCAACAGAUACCAAAGAGACAUCAAAGGCUCUACCAAACCCUGAUUUGCCUCCAAAAAUGUGCAGGAGAUUAAGAUUAGAUACUGCAUCAAGUAAUGGCUAUCAAAGACCAGGAUCUGUAGUGGCUGCAAGAGCCCAGUUGUUUGAAAGUGCUGGUUCACUUAAACAAGUUUCUUCAGGACGACAAGCAAAAGCCAUGUAUUCCUGUAAGGCUGAGCAUAGUCAUGAGCUGUCUUUCCCACAGGGGGCAAUAUUUUCCAAUGUGUAUCCAUCAGUGGAACCAGGCUGGCUAAAAGCAACUUACGAAGGCAAAACAGGACUUGUUCCUGAAAAUUACGUUGUCUUCCUCUAGUAAUCUUUAGUGGACAGCAAUAUCUUCAUGG